UUGCAGUGUAUAACAAUCGUGGCAAGUGAAGAAAGCAAGGAUGGCGAUGGAUAAGAUUAUUAAACCAGAGGAGAAUGAAUUCAUUUCACCUCUUGUCAAUUUCAAAACAUUCGGACAGGUCGCACGGAAACAACGAGAUUGUCUGCGAAGUGUUGUUGCAUUGGAACCGUUAUUCGAGUUCAGUUAUCCAGUUGAUAUGCCGGAAGCGCCGUCACACGUUCAUAAACGUGUACUGCUUGAAUGCGAAGUUGUAGAUGAUAACGAAACAACAGCUGCAAAAUUACAAAAGAUAUUCGGUAUACAGGAUGAUGGUGCGAGAGAUAUGGUUUCUAAUUUGGAUGUCAAUCAUUUCGCUUUGCUAAAUAAACGAGAUAUAUUCUUUCGGAAGAAAGUUGACCUUGAAGAUAUACCUAGCGAUACGAAACUGGAAACUUUGAAAUUGAAAAAAAAAGUGUUGGAUAUGUUUAAUCCUAUCAAGAAGAAACCAGCGGGUCCUUACGAUGAUCCCCGGCAGCGUGAACAAGAUCUGAAGAUGAGACGGAAUAUACAGCAGAGCAUGUGCUACGGUAGUACUGUACUCAAAUAUGGUGACUAUUAUGAAAAUGAAAUGAGACACUGCCGAAAUGAUGGAUAUAAGCAAUCAGUAGUAAAUGAUAUCGUAGUAACGGUGGUUAUUUGUAAACCAUACAACAAAGCUUUGGAGUAUUUAGAAAAACGAAACGCAACGUUGCGUCCAUACUGGCGAUUUUUGUUACGGGGUGAAACAUCUUUGCUUGAGUUGCACAGUUUAUUUCGGUGUACCGCAGAUUAUGGGACUGCAGUGGACGAAGACAAACUGCCACAGCUGCAUGAAUUCAACAUGUUCAAAUAUCCGUCGUCAUUCUUGUUUAUCCAUGAUACAUUUUAUAUAGCGGAAACCUAUGCUGGAUCCAAGGAAACACUGUCACAAAUCGACAAUUCAAAAAUUGAACCUCACAUUGAUAUUUCAGAGCCUAUACGUGAAUGGAUGAAAAGAAAACCAAAAGAUUUUGGUCCAACACAAGUCAAAAGUCUCAGUGAAGGCAAGGUUAAAGAUUUGGUAUGUCGUCUUGGAUAUCCUUAUGUUUAUGUUCACCAGGGUAACUGCGAGCAUGUCUUUUUUUUCACCGAUUUACGAUUGAUGGAUAUACAAGAUUAUCCAAUCGACUUUCCUCAAAAAUUAUCCGACACAAGUCUGGAAAACUACUGCAUUACAUGCCAUAAACGGAUUGCGGACUGGAUAGUUGAAAGUGAAAGUUUCCCGAUAAGUCCAGCUCAUAUGUGCGAUGACUGCUAUCGAAGCUUCCAUUAUAUUCUCUCUUAUCGUCGGAAUAUCGACUCUAGAGCAUAUGUUUAUAUGGACCCAUCCAUCUUGCAGUACUAACAAGCCGUUCUUAUCUGUUCCAUCUAACUAAUGCUAGUAAUAGUGUCGUGUAUUUUGCUGUAUGUGCUCUAUUUAUAUUUGAUUUCUUCCCAAAUUCUCAAAACGAAAACAAACUCAAAUGAAACUGG
Molecule: messenger RNA, 1530 nt
Organism: Loa loa (African eye worm)
Lineage: Eukaryota; Metazoa; Nematoda; Chromadorea; Rhabditida; Onchocercidae
Exons: 11
Coding region: 41-1402 (453 amino acids)
Biological process (GO): snRNA transcription by RNA polymerase II; snRNA transcription by RNA polymerase III
Cellular component (GO): snRNA-activating protein complex
Molecular function (GO): core promoter sequence-specific DNA binding; RNA polymerase II cis-regulatory region sequence-specific DNA binding; bent DNA binding
Source: RefSeq, a predicted model, not a curated record